UUUUUUUUUUUUUCUCAGGGGGUGUCAGGGCAUCUUUCCCCGCCGCCUCGCUCCACCUGCCCUUGCUCGUUUUCUCUUCUUUUACCCCGUCUGCCUCUCCACCAAACCCGGGCUGAUGUGCUGUGCGAGAGGCUGGAAAUGGAAGUGUUGAUGCUCUGGCUUUUCCCCUGGAUAUUUCAGUGCGUUUCGGUGCGGGCGGACUCCAUCAUCCACAUCGGUGCCAUUUUUGAAGGCAAUGCUGCCAAGGACGACGAGGUGUUCAAGCAGGCGGUGUCGGAUCUGAACCUCAAUGACGACAUCCUCCAGAGCGAGAAGAUCACCUACUCCAUCAAGCUCAUCGAGGCCAACAACCCCUUCCAUGCGGUGCAGGAAGCCUGUGACCUGAUGACCCUAGGGAUCUUAGCCUUAGUGACGUCCACUGGCUGUGCCUCGGCCAACGCCCUGCAGUCCUUGACGGAUGCCAUGCACAUCCCACACCUCUUUGUGCAGCGUAACACGGGAGGCUCCCCGCGCACGGCCUGCCACCUGAACCCAAGCCUGGAGGAAGAGGAGUACACACUGGCUGCCCGACCACCAGUCCGCCUCAACGACGUUAUGCUGAAACUGGUCACUGAGUUGCGAUGGCAGAAAUUCAUAGUCUUUUAUGACAGUGAUUACGAUAUACGCGGACUACAGGGAUUUCUCGAUCAGGCCUCCAGACUGGGACUUGAUGUGUCAUUACAAAAAGUGGACAGAAACAUCAGCAGAGUCUUUGCCAACCUUUUCACUACCAUGAAAACAGAAGAGCUGAACCGCUAUCGAGACACAUUGCGAAGGGCUAUCUUACUCCUAAGCCCACGGGGAGCCCAGACUUUUAUUAAUGAGGCUGUGGAAACCAACCUUGCAUCAAAGGAUAGUCACUGGGUCUAUGUAAAUGAGAAACCUAUUGAGACCAUCUUGGUGCUUCUCUGUGAGGAACUACCUCCACAAUAUGAAAUCACUGAUAAUGAAAUAUUAGAGUUGGUACAUAGUGCUCUGGGGAGGAUGACAGUUAUCCGGCAAAUUUUCCCGCUCUCAAGAGACAACAAUCAGAGGUGCAUGAGGAACAAUCACCGGAUAUCGUCACUGCUGUGCGAUCCCCAAGAAGGCUAUCUUCAAAUGCUGCAGGUUUCCAACCUGUACCUGUAUGACAGUGUGCUCAUGCUAGCCAAUGCUUUCCACAGAAAACUGGAGGACAGGAAAUGGCACAGCAUGGCAAGUUUGAAUUGCAUGAGGAAAUCCACCAAACCUUGGAAUGGAGGACGAUCCAUGCUAGAGACUAUUAAGAAGGGCCAUAUAACCGGGCUUACUGGUGUUAUGGAGUUUAGAGAAGAUGGCGCCAACCCCUAUGUUCAAUUUGAAAUACUGGGCACUAGCUACAGUGAAACAUUUGGCAAAGAUGUCCGGAGGUUGGCCACGUGGGACUCUGAGAAAGGACUGAACGGUAGCCUGCAAGAACGACGUCUGGGCAGUGACUUACAAGGAUUGACACUCAAAGUGGUGACUGUCUUGGAAGAACCUUUUGUGAUGGUGGCAGAGAACAUACUUGGGCAACCAAAACGUUAUAAAGGAUUCUCCAUUGAUGUCCUGGAUGCACUUGCCAAGAAUCUGGGUUUCAAAUAUGAGAUAUAUCAAGCUCCUGAUGGCAAAUACGGACAUCAGCUCCAAAACAGCUCCUGGAAUGGCAUGAUUGGAGAACUUAUUAACAAGAGAGCAGAUCUAGCAAUCUCAGCCAUCACUAUAACACCUGAAAGAGAGAGUGUAGUGGAUUUCAGCAAGCGGUACAUGGACUAUUCGGUGGGGAUCCUGAUCAAGAAGCCCGAAGAGAAAAUCAACAUCUUCUCUCUCUUUGCUCCUUUUGACUUUGCGGUGUGGGCUUGUAUUGCUGCAGCCAUCCCUAUAGUUGGUGUCUUAAUAUUUGUCUUGAACCGGAUCCAGGCAGUCAGGGCACAGAAUGCUUCCCAGCCGAGCCCUUCUGCUUCCUCCACCCUGCACAGUGCCAUCUGGGUUGUGUACGGCGCCUUCGUUCAGCAAGGGGGUGAAUCUACUGUCAAUUCUGUGGCUAUGCGCAUUGUAAUGGGAAGUUGGUGGCUCUUCACCCUUAUCGUGUGCUCAUCCUACACAGCAAACUUAGCAGCAUUUCUCACAGUAUCAAGGAUGGAUAAUCCUAUAAGAACAUUUCAGGAUCUGUCCAAACAAAUGGAUAUUUCUUAUGGUACAGUCAGGGAUUCAGCAGUGUAUGAAUACUUUAAAGCAAAAGGGACAAACCCUCUGGAGCAGGAUAACACAUUUGCUGAACUGUGGAGGACAAUCAGUAAGAAUAAUGGGGCAGAUAAUUGUGUAUCGAACCCUUCUGAAGGCAUCAGAAAGGCAAAGAAAGGAAACUAUGCUUUUCUGUGGGAUGUUACAGUGGUGGAAUAUGCUGCACUGACAGAUGAUGAAUGCUCUGUGACGGUCAUUGGAAACAGCAUCAGCAGCAAAGGAUACGGAAUUGCACUCCAGCAUGGAAGCCCCUACAGAGAUCUUUUUUCCCAGAGGAUCUUGGAGUUGCAAGAAAGUGGAGAUUUGGAUGUUCUUAAACAGAAAUGGUGGCCACGUAUGGGGCGUUGUGAUCUGAAUAGCCACACCAAUGCACAGACAGAUGGGAAGGCACUCAAGCUGCACAGUUUUGCAGGCGUUUUCUGCAUUUUAGCAAUAGGCCUUCUUCUUGCCUGCUUGGUGGCAGCAUUGGAGUUGUGGUGGAACAGCAACCGUUGUCAUCAAGAAACUCCGAAAGAGAGCAGAUACAGCAUGGGCAGCAGCAGUGCAAACUUCCCCACAUUGCCUCACCAAUGUGCCUCAACCCUGACCUGGAGAGACCACCUUUAGGGGUAAGAGAGUAGUUCAGAAACAUGCCCUCGGCCUCUCUGCUGUGAGUGACAGGGAGGCCAGUCAUGGGCACCCAGUCGUGCCAACUGUGGUGAUGUUUUCUCUGAUCUAAGACCCCAUCCACUGGCUGUGAGAACUGUGUCCAGCUUGCACAGGCUAUACAGCUGCCAGCAGCUGGUAUUCAUUUUCCUUCAUGGCUGACCUAGGCUAAGUUUGAAGAAGUACAUAAGCAAUUAAAAAUAAACCAUCUAGUUAUUACUGAAUAAGCCAUAUUGCCAUGACACAGUUUAAAUGCUUCCUUUCUUUUGAAAUCAAUUUUAUUUCUAAACCUAGGGGCCUCUGAGUAAACUGAUUUUCAUAUGACAUUUUAUGUAGGAAUAUACAUCUGAGAAUUUCUUGUUUUUGACAUGUUUUGCCAUGGUAGCAAGUAAUAGUUAGCAAUGCUAUGAUAGAAUAAUCAGUCCAUACUCAGAUCUGUUUUGCAUGAAGCCUGUAUUUGUUUACAUAGAUUAAAUGUUUAACAAACUAACCUUUUGUAAUUUCUGAAACAGAGGCAUUUGUAGGUGCUUUCAUCUUGGAACAGAUGUUUGUUACAACUUAAUAAUAGCAGUGAGCUGCACUACAGCUGGAAAAUAGUACAUAGCCCAUCAAUUCCAAUCUAUGUUUCUCAGAUUGCCAGGAGUAUUACAAUAAUUGACGUACCUAUCACCUGUAAGCAAUUCUGCCAAAUGGGAUCUGAAGAUAUAUGUUGCAGUCUGUAAUGUUGUGAAAUAUUUAUCAGUAAGAUUUCAUUCCUCCGAGUUCCUGCUUCUCCCAUUUGAAUUCAUCCAUCAAGUGUCAGUGAUAAACAUCUAUAUCGUGUUUGUGGGACAAAGCUGCAAAGUCACUCGCCUGUGGCUCCACAGCGUAUAAUAGCAAAAGAGAAAUUUUGAUUAAAAGGAAGCAUGUCACCAUGUUGCACAAUGUAGCUCUCCAAAAGCAGCCACAGAGAGAGCACAAGUAGGCAGUCUUGCUUGUAAACAAGCUUUCAAAUGAACGUAAGUGCACAUUUAAUUGUUCUUUGGUUAAAUACUGUAGCAUUUGCCCUGCUGCUUUGUAGAAUUCACUCCACAUUAGCAUUACUAAGGCCUAAACCUUAGCAGUAGACUAUUUAGUUACCACUGCGAAAGCCCAGCAGGGAAAGGGGCAGGGACCUUGUCUAAAGUGUCCUAACGUUACAUGUACACAAGUAUUUGUCUUGCCACAGUCUGGAGUGCAUUCUCCUUUCAGCACUCAGGGACACACCUUUGCACAUUUUUGUGGAGUGAGAUGAGGAUAUGCCCCAGAGGCAGGAUUUCAUACAGGUAGGGUGAAAAAAAAAAUCAGCCAUUUUUAUUGUAAGGAGUUUUAAAUACUUAAUUUCCAUCUCUAAGGAAGGAUCUGUCUUCCUGACUUUAAAUGUUUUCUUUAUUCCCAUCUCCUUCAUUUCUCUUUUUUUCUCUCUCUCUCUCUUUUUUUUUUUUUUUUAAUCUGUUACAGAGAUUAUUACAGAUCCCUGUAUGCCUUCCCCACCCCUCUUAUCACCUAAAAUACUGUCUUUUCUCCCCUCCCCACUCCCCUCCGCUUUCCCCUUCCCUACAGUGUGCUGGAGGCUGCUCCUCACAUCCUCUUUUGCAGUUUUCAUGAUGAACGGUAAAAUAUUUUCAAGUUUCCCUCUUGUAAAGUGUACUACAGUUACCCAUAUGGUAAAGCUGUACUCAGGAAGAUCAUGUGUGUGGGAAUGAGCCUGCCCAUAGAGCAUAGCUGGUCUAGGGUUAAGCAGGACAAGUUGAAGUCAGGCACAACACAAGUGAACAGGCUCAGGAAAGGCUGGUCUUGUGGGUGCUGCUGAGAGAGAGGGAACAAAGUCGGUGGGAGUCCCGGGACAAGUAGGUGUUAAAGCUGAAAGAGAAAGUAAGCGUUCCAGACAAAAGGGCACCAGGGAUGAGGGUUCACAAGUUCAAGCAGAUGGAGGAGAAAGCAUAAGGAUGGCUUAAGGGGCAGACAGGGUUGUACAUCAUGAGUGGUCCUGAAAGAGGACAGGCUGGUGCAGAGAAAUGCAGGAGGCUAAAAGCAUCUCUGGAAUAGGUCAGACUAGCUGGAGAGAAUGGUGACCUUAAAAUACAUUUUAAUAAAUUAGUGAAAGGAUGUAGCAAACAUUUCUUAGUAGAUUAGUUAGCAGAGAUAUUUAGUUAGUCAUGAGGAGGGACUGAAGUGGGAUUCCUGAUAGCUACUGUAAUCAAGAUAGGAACCAAGUUUUAGAAGAGAUGACAAUAUGCAGAUUGGAUGAAGAUUUUCAAUUUAUUUAAGGGAAAUAAGUUUCAAAACUUUGGAAAGGAUGGGUCCAGGAACUCCUCUGCUCAAGCUACAAGUCAGGAACAGUAACUGAGCUGUGGGGACUAAAAGGAAAAAGAGGAUUUUAUUUCAAGGAGUACUGUAUUUAGGGAUAUCUCUUUUCUCUAACUACAUACAUGUAUUAUCCAACAUUUCUACAGUGGUGGCCAUAAGAACAAAGCUACAACAUGAAUAGCACAUACAUAUCAUUAAAAUCUGCCUGUUUUCAGCAUCUGAUACUCCAUCCAAGUCGUUAGUUCAGUAACAGCUGCCAACUUAAGCCAUGCUGCUGACUUUAUUUUUCUUCUGCUUCUUUUGGUAAGGCUGUGGAAAAAAAAUAAGUAUUGUUAUAUCACCUAAAAAUUGUGGAAAUUAGAAUUUCUCCUGACCAUUUUCUUCUGUGAAGAGCAGAGCCUCUGAAGGUCACAGAAGGGGCCAAUACUUUUGCAGACCAAAAUUGUACUUUGGCUUUGGUAGUCACCUCAUGCAGAAAAAGAAUAGCAUUCUCUGCAAUAGCCAUCAUAAAGAAAAGGAAGCAGUCAGAGACUACUGUGACCCUUAUGCUGUUAGGAGCUUUGUAAAUCAACUGUAGAAAAUUGGAUUCAGGUUUGAAUGAGGGGUCAUCAUAACUUGCAGAGCCAUUUUAUAAGUUCCUGCUUUUGGCUUGACCCACACGUUGGUUCUAUCAUGCCAGCUGGGGCCAAUUCAAAAAAACAGAGAUAUUGGGAAGAUGAAUAUUCAACCACUCUGACAGAUUCAUGGCAGGGUUGCGUGGCUAUGCAGCUUGCUGGAGUGAAAGAGAGCAUUUUAGAGACUAUAAUUUUGUCUGUUGAGGGUCAGCAUGAAGCCUGUAGCCAAAAGAAUGUGCAAAACUUUCGUUAUCAUUGGACAAAUGUUUUCAGCUGACAUUAAGGUGAUGAUAUUUGCCAGCUCCUAGGGUUUUCUGUUCCUCUUUGUAUUCCUAUGGCUUUUGUAGAGAUGAUCCUGAGCCAAUACACUGAGAUGUUCAAGGACUCAGAGGUCUGUGUGGUAUAAAUCUCAACUCUUAAUUACAGUGAGUGUAAAAAAUGCAGUGUCAACUAUGUAACUGGGGGAGUUUUCUUUUGAAUCCUGACAGCCUAUCUUGGACUUUACAAAUAUAGAUUGUAUUGGCGUUAUAUAUAUAUAUUUUUUUUUAGCUCUCCUCAAAAUUAAAUAAGUUAAGUAUAGUUUCAACCCAUUAAGUCUGUUCAUUAAGAUGAACUUCUAGAAAAGAUGGACUUUAUUUUCCCAAAGCACUCAAUUGCAUUUGGUUCACAAUUCUGUCAUGCAAUCAAUAGUGAAAUUUCUUGCUUCAAGAGUGAAGACUGGGUUGGUAUUUUUGUUAGUUUGUUUUUGUUUUUCCUUUCAGGAUGUAGAUACAGGAUAUUCUGAUUCUAUUUGAAGUCGAUUUGUAAAAACGCUUCUAAUGAUUUCUUAUGUGAAAAUCAUAAUGUGAUCCUUUCUAAUGCUUCCUUAUCAAAUCAGAUUAACAACAGAAAGAUUAGCUCCAACAAUAUCAGGAAAAUUGUAUGGCUGCAAGACCAUGCCAAGUUCAUCUUUUAAGGUUCAAGUUUGUCAUCUAUUAAAUUUGGAAAGAUAUUUGGUAGUAUUUAAGUGCCCUUAUUACUUUCUCAUUCAGGAAGAUCUACAUUUGGUUAUCUUUUUCAAAUUAGAUUUUAUAGAAAUUAUUAUCACCUUUUCAUAAUUACUGUUAAUGCUCAGCCAUCCUAUACUCACUGUGAAAUUUAGUCAGCUCAUAUAUUUAUUGUUAAAAUCUCAAGUUUUCACAGUCUGCAAUACCUAAUCUUUAGACUCUGAUAGACUUGAGAGAUCUGGAGAAUUGUAAAAUGAAAAUUGAAAAUUAACAUUGGAAUAUCUGUUCAGUCACUCUGCUCUACGCCCCUUCUGGAUAGCUGAACAAUCACACAGUUAUUGAAACCCAGUAGCAUAGAAAUGUCAAGCUUUAAUUAUCUCUGUAUUUCUAUAUCUUUUAGUCCCAUGCAUUUAUUUCAUGAUCUCAGUAAACUCUGAUGUAAUUUGCAUCAUUUAACUGCCAAAACCUUCACCACAUCAUCACGUUGUUCCUAUCUUUUAUUUCAUUUGAUGGACGGUUUUCAAACGUUCAUUGUUGUUUUGAUCCAGUAUAGCUGCUUACAGCAACGGACUCAGAAGCAUCCUUUGUGAUUUAUCAGCUAUGUCUUAUUGCAAUGUACAGUUCCCCUUGAAGUUUAUUACCUCUGAGAUCUCUUCAGAACUAUUAAGAAAUCACUCCUUGUUCACCCACAUACUGUACUCCAAAACAAUAAAGACUUAGAAGCAAAGAUUAUAUAUCAUAUUAUUCAUGGAAAUAAAAGUUGAAUUUUUCACUUUUCACAAGAUGUAUUCACUAAAAACAAAUUAACAGACAACCUCAUAUCAAAGAAAAUUAGUCACUUUAGGAUAUUAUACAAGAUAAUAUCUUUGCUGGGAAUUGAUACUUGUUGCAUCUUUCAUAAAGGAUGAGAUUGAUUUACAUAUUGUUAAUACAGAUCUUGAAAGAUGAUGUUAGAAUGAUCUCAAGAAAUUCUUGGUUUGAUUCUUUCUCAGCUCUGAAAAUAUAUAUUAUAAAUCAGAAAUGUAUUUUCUCCAGACUGUGCUACUCCUAGCAAUGCGAGUGUUUCAUCAGCUGUACCCAGUGUGUUUGUGAUUUUGUAGUGCAUGAAGACUAUUAUUUUUUUAGUGAAUAAGGAAUAACAACAUUUUCCAUGUACUCAUUUGCUACUAGCCACUGCCUCAUAUCUUGUGUCCUGUUUAUAAUUCAUUAACAAUCGUGAUCUUUGCAGCUUCGUUUCCUAACCUGCUGUUGCUUCUGCAAAAUCAUUUUGUUUGACAUAAUCUUUUUGCUUUUGUUCUCACUUUUUAUUUUCACAUUAUUAAAAGGGAGCAGCAAUUCAAAUACUGUCUGGAGUGGGAACAAACUUGUGUACUAGUAACGGCAUCUUAUCAUUACUAUUACAUUGGCUACUCCCAAGACUAUUUAUUUUAAAUAUUUUUGAAUCUCAAAAAGCUUAGACUCCACAAUAUUUUCUAGCUCUGUAGUAUAGCGGGAGGUGUAGCAAAAUUACUCUGAAGAUUACCACAAGUAUACUGCCAGUGUUCAGGAUGAAUGAAAGAAAGACUUUAUCUCUUUCCAUGGCAGCUUUACAUGGUCUGCCUUAAAUUCCCCUGCUCCCAUGUUUGAUGAUACACAAAUUCCAGCCUACCUCAAAAAUCCAUACUUCCAGCUUUAGCAGUCAUGAAUGUUACUCACUAGGACUUUCCUCUGGCAUUAGAAGAAUAUGAAACCCAGUGUACCUCAGAAAUGGAAAUAUGAGCUAACAGAUAUGAGUCCAGUGGAUCAAAAUUUGUCACAGCAUAGAAUUGUGAUCUGCACUAUAUUCUCCUACUAUUAUUCCAUGGCAAUUGAGGCUUCCAUACCUUCAGCAUGGUGUCAGCAAUGUUGGUUUUGAUUAUUAAAGUCUUAUGCCUUCACCACUAUUUUCACUACCCUCGUCUUUCUCUUUGUCACAUCAUUUACAUUGUCUCCUUUGUUAUCUUUUUAUCUGACAAUUUGAUUUCCCCUGGGAUGGUUCCUUUUGUGAGUGAAAGGAAACAUGAGAUCAUCAAGCUGAUGUUUUAUUUUCCAUUCAUUGCAUGUCUUCUAUAUUUUAUCUUUUUUUAAAUUAUUUUUUCUGUAUUUUUAUGACAUGUCUGAAAUCUUUGUACAUUUUUUGCUCAGUUGCAUAUAAGUGAUCAUUUGUUUGUACCACUGUAUUGUAUUCUACUUUUCUAAGAAAAAAAAAUAAAGUGUUUUUGGGGAAAUAAAUAAUGCAAACACUGGCAAAAUAAUGCAUUUUAAUGCCAUCUAUAAAUUCAGUUUCAAACUAACUUUGAAUAUAAUAAAAUGAAAAGCUUCAGCUGGCAUUUUAAAAUCAGCAAAGUAGCAUUAGGAAUCAGUCAUUCCAGAAUGCAAAAUUUAAUGUUAUUUGAUGACAAAGUACAAGCUCAAAGUAUCAGUUAGAGUCCAAAAAAAGAGGAUAUUUAUAUUGCCUUGUACAAGAACUCAAGUGUACCUUAACCAAUUCAGUGUUGUCUUUUUACAUGAAUGAAGAAACAAGAUUUUCUCCUUAGAGGUCCCUAAUGGUGAUGCAGAUAUUCUGUAAUACACAAGCAGUGUGUUCAUCCAGAAUCCAACGCAAUCGAUAAAGUCUUGCUAUUGAUCACCAUAGAUCUAUGUGAAGGUCAUAGUGGAUUAAAAGUGAUGUGUCUACCCCAUGACUAAGGACAUUGGGCCCAGGUUCCCAACACCCACAGCAGUAUUCAAGCAUUUGUUUGGUUCCAGCAUAUGUCCCUAGGCGCAAGGAAGGGAUUUUUGUGUUUUGUUUAAUUUUUCUGUCAGUCAUAUAAGAAAAAUUGGAUUCUUAAGGAUAUGAUCUAGACUUACUUAGUAUAAACCCUAAGGAAAAAAAUAAAAGGAAAAACUGAAGAGAAAUAAGUUUAAAAAAUGCAUGUUGCUAUACAGAGAACUCAGAAAGAAACAACCUGUUUAAAGUCCCAGUUUGGUAAUGAAUUUAAUGCAACUUAAGCAAGUACUUAUAUGACCUGUCCCAGAGAACUUCUGUGGUUACUCAUGAGCUUAUGUGUUUUACUGAAUCAGAGCCUUAAUGUGUCAGAUUCUUUUAGAUUCUUCACACAAUGUUUACAGAGCUAAUGUUUGAUAUUUUAUCUCAGCCUGAAGUGGUAUUGGAGAGUUGGCUUCUUGAGGAGGUUUGAAUGUUCAAUAAUAAUAAAGUCAGUUAAAGAUCAAAAUAAUAAUAAUAAUAAACAUAAAAUAUGACUGCUUCCUCAA
Messenger RNA from Anas platyrhynchos (mallard), 10126 nucleotides. It is a transcript of the gene GRID1, whose product is annotated as glutamate ionotropic receptor delta type subunit 1. Gene Ontology annotation, biological process: monoatomic ion transport. The record is from RefSeq and is a predicted model, not a curated record. Gene Ontology annotation, cellular component: membrane. Lineage: Eukaryota; Metazoa; Chordata; Aves; Anseriformes; Anatidae. Gene Ontology annotation, molecular function: signaling receptor activity; ligand-gated monoatomic ion channel activity.